AUGGCGGGCAGCGUCUGGGCAGCCCUGGGACUCUCCUUAGCUUGCAUCUCGGCCCUUAGCCUCAUCUCUCCUGCCUGGUUCCAGUCCCACACCUUCUCCUUUGGCAUCCUUACCUACUGCUCCUGGCCUCGGGGUGACAGCUGGAACCAGAGCUGUGGGACCUUCAGGUCCCUGGACGAUAUUCCUGACUUUGCCUGGAAGGUCUCGGCUGCAAUUCUCCUUGGAGGAUGGCUCUUGUUGGCCUUUAAUGCAGUUCUCCUCCUAUCUUGGGCCCUGGCCCCCAAAGGGCUGUGUCCCAGAAGGGGCAGUGGCCCAAUGCCAGGGGUGCAGGCAGUUGCAGCCACGUCUAUCACUGUGGGCCUGCUGGUCUUCCCCAUCAGCCUGGCCUCCCCAUUUGCCAAGGAAGCUUGUGGAGCCUCCUCUGUAUACCAUGGUGGGCAGUGCCAGCUAGGCUGGGGCUAUGUGACUGCCAUCCUCAGUGCAUUCCUAGCCAGCUUCCUGCCUAUGAUUGGAUGGCCCGGAAUGACCAAGGUCCAGGAAAAGAUCAUCCUCUUCUCGGGUGACACUGAGAAAAUCAUCCUCAUGCCAGAAAUGAGCAAAUAA
Molecule: messenger RNA, 603 nt
Organism: Lutra lutra (Eurasian river otter)
Lineage: Eukaryota; Metazoa; Chordata; Mammalia; Carnivora; Mustelidae
Gene: LHFPL7
Product: LHFPL tetraspan subfamily member 7
Exons: 3
Coding region: 1-603 (200 amino acids)
Cellular component (GO): membrane
Source: RefSeq, a predicted model, not a curated record